Molecule: messenger RNA, 2513 nt
Organism: Rubroshorea leprosula
Lineage: Eukaryota; Viridiplantae; Streptophyta; Magnoliopsida; Malvales; Dipterocarpaceae
Source: the annotation of a GenBank genome assembly
UGACACUCAUUUUUCCCUUCUUGCAUCACCUCGUAUACCAUGAUUUCUACUGUACCACCAGGGUCCCUUACCUAUCUCUUGCAAUUCUCAUUUCUUCUCUGUUUCAGGAAAAAUUAGCGAAUUUGAUAUCAGAACUGAGGAAUUUUAAUUGCUAGGUGGUGAAAAGAGCUGAGGGAAGAAUAGCAACUAGAAGAAUGUCUGAUUAUUCCUUCUUGAAUGAUAAACUCUCUAAAAAAACCUCUAUCUUUGGUUUGCGGUUGUGGGUUGUGCUUGGAAUCUGUGUUGGAGCUGCUAUAGUCCUUGUCCUCUUCCUUAUCUCCCUCUGGUUCACUUCUAAACGCAACAAGAAGAGCAACCCCCUCAAGUCUUCUCAGAACCUCACCAUCCCAAAUGUCUCCAAAGAAAUCCAGGAGAUUCGGAUCGACCCGUCUCGACAUGCAAACCCGGAGUUGAAGCCUCAUCAAGCUUCAAACCCGGAGCCACUGCUGGAAUCGGACCCAAUUUUGGUUCUUCACCAGGAAGAAGAGAGCACUGUUGCUGGGCGCAACAGAAUUCACAUUGAGAUAGGGAAGGACCACCGAAUUUCGUAUCCGGAAAAGUCGGCGGGUUCGGGGAAUGGGUCUGGAGAAGCUCGCUCCGGUGAACAGGGUGCGAUAAUUACGGUACCGGAAGUUUCGCACUUGGGUUGGGGCCAUUGGUAUACUCUGAGAGAGCUUGAAGAGGCGACAAAUGGGUUUGCCGACGAGAAUGUGAUUGGUGAAGGUGGGUAUGGCAUUGUUUACCGUGGCGUUAUGGAGGAUAACACUAAGGUCGCCGUCAAGAAUUUGCUCAAUAACAGGGGACAAGCCGAGAAGGAGUUUAAGGUUGAGGUUGAAGCAAUCGGACGUGUGCGGCAUAAAAAUUUGGUGAGGCUACUUGGUUAUUGUGCUGAAGGCGCUCAUAGGAUGCUUGUUUAUGAGUAUGUUGACAAUGGAAAUCUAGAGCAGUGGCUUCAUGGGGAUGUUGGGCCUAACAGCCCUCUCACAUGGGAAAUCCGAAUGAAUAUAAUACUUGGAACUGCAAAAGGGCUGGCAUACCUUCACGAGGGGCUUGAGCCUAAGGUCGUUCAUCGUGAUAUCAAGUCAAGCAACAUUUUGCUUGAUAAGCAGUGGAAUCCUAAAGUAUCUGACUUUGGCCUGGCAAAGCUUUUAGGCUCAGAGAGGAGCUAUGUAACAACUCGUGUGAUGGGAACUUUUGGAUAUGUGGCUCCAGAAUAUGCUAGCACUGGCAUGUUGAAUGAAAGAAGUGAUGUUUACAGCUUUGGCAUUCUUCUGAUGGAAAUAAUUUCUGGGAGAAACCCUGUUGAUUACAGCCGCCCUCCAGGAGAGGUUAACCUAGUUGACUGGCUUAAAGCAAUGGUUACCAACCGGAAUGCAGAAGGAGUUUUGGAUCCUAGAUUACCAGAGAAGCCUUCAAUAAGGGCACUGAAACGUGCUCUUUUAGUUGCAUUACGCUGUGUGGACCCAAAUGCUCAAAAAAGGCCAAAGAUGGGACAUGUAAUACAUAUGCUUGAGGCUGAUGAGUACCCCUUCCGAGAUGACCGUAGAACUGGACGGGAACACAUGUGCCCACAGCAUAAUGGUGUUAAGGAUAGGUUGUCUGAUAAGCACAUAAAUGAUUCAGGUGACAGUAGUGGGUAUGAUAGUGGUGUCCAAACUAAUAGUUUAGUACGGAGGGAGCAAGCACCUGAAGAGCACUAGUCUUGCAAACCCAUAUUUGUCUGAAUUAACACGUAACACGUCUUGUCGUUGGAUCCAGAGCUGGCUUCAGGCACAUCACUUGCUUCCAACUGUAUGUAUUUCACGUUGUUAUGAUUAUGUCAUUUUUUGUAGCAUUGUAUGCUUGUCCUCUGUACCCAACCGCCAUGUUAUUCUUUUUUCUGGUACAACCAUUGGCUAUGUAUUGAUGUAAGAAAUACUGCUUCUCUAAUUUUCUUUUCCUUUUUUUUUUUUCUUGCCUCUGUGAUGUUGGGGAUGAAUAUUGGUUUUGGACUUUGGCCUUUGGGUCCUACAAAUCAUAUUUCACAUGCCUUAAUAGUCUUCAAAGAGUUGGGGAUUCUGCUUUCAUAUCAAAAUUGAAUGUAAUUUGGAGAGUAUAAGGUGAUAAAGCUAGUAAGAAUCCCUAAAUUAAGCCAAACUAUGCCGAGUUUGAGACUGUAAUCCUAGAGCUACUCUUCUGGUUGGCUAUAGUGUGCAGUGAUCAGAUGUUCAAGCUGAAGUUCAAUUGUAAGUACACUUUAUGUUUUCUUUUACUUUUCAUUGCAAAGGAAUAACCCUUGAUGGUGGUUUGCUAGAAUUUUCUUGUUUGGAUAUCGGAAUUUAAAUGCUAUUUGGAUGAAGCAUGUUGGCAUAGUUUCUGGUAAAAAGCUUCUGUUUUAUUCUUUUGUUUGAAUUGUUGGGUGGAAAUUACUCUCUCUCUCUCUUUUUCUCAAAUAGAAUGCGGUACUUGAGAGUCAAUAUAAAGACUUAGCAGCU